AUGCUCGCCGCGCAUCGUGAUCAGGAAAACCUGGUGCACAGUCGCCAGGUGCCGUCGAAGCAGCAGCCGAAGACACCCGGGACGAGAUACCCCAAGACACCCCUCAGGUUUCGCAACGAUGAGAAUGCACCGACUGCUUUCACCGCCAAGACGGGGAUGGCUGGCGCGGUCAUAAAGGCUGGGAAGAGCGACAAAUUGUCGACGAGGAAGGGGCAUCAGCAGGCAAUGAUCACGCCGAUGGGUUCGUCCCCCCCCCCCUCCUCCAAUACCUCCCAGGCCAGGCCGACUGCUCAGAAGAUAAGCCAGAAGACCGUUGGGGGUGAGCCAGUACUCUUCGAUAUUCUCGCCGAUAAGGGCGAGCCGUCAGAGGAGGACGAUGAGCCCGAAUACGCACCACCAGCACCCACGCCAUUGCCGUACGAGUCUGACGUUCUCCCCCCAGGGGGUUUGACGUUUGAAGGAUUGAAGAAGGUAAAUUUUCUCAAAGGUUUCUAUGAGCAUUUUCACAACCCCAUCGACGAAGAUGGAAUUUCGCGUGAGCAGAAGCGCUUCAACCGAGAGAUGGAGGCCGUCUUGGGGAAGGCUAGGGAACACUGCCAACGUGAGGCGGCAGAGAUUGAUUGGAACACCCUUGACAUUGAGAAGCCGGAGGCAGUUGCAAUGGGUCUCAGGCCCAAUGCAUUCAAUGAUGUCGACACAGCACUGGACACGACGGCGAGGCCAAGCACGAGACGAAACCCUCCGACCAUGACGUCCCGGCGGGCAGUGUCGGCGUUAGCCCUUGCAUCGGUAGAUCGAAAUGCGGCUGUCACCAAGCCGCCUGGAAGGAAUCCAGCCAUCCGGCGCCCACUGUCCUCCAUCAUAUCCAGCAGUCGGGCAGCGAAGCCAGCCUUAGCACCGCCCAUGUCCACUUCAGGCAAUAUAGCGGCCGAGGCGGCAUCGCGAACAACGAUUGGCUACACCAAGGGCCGAACAGCAUCUUCCAUGAUUCGCUCACGCGGAGGAAGCGUGAUCAAUCGUCCGAAGCAGGCCAGUAAGCCUUCAGGACCCCGAGAUGGCGACUCUGUUCUCGCCACCACACUACCCUGUGCCUACCCAGGGGGUCUUGGGCGGGACCAGACCGAUUCGGAGCUGGUUCGACCUCAAUUCCUUUGCAUCUUCGACGACGUUGACGAUGAAGAUCUCCCCCCAAUGCGAGGACCAUAUCUAGGCGACGACAAGGAGGAGGAGGAGGAGGAGGAGUUUGAGUUGAAGCUGACUAUUUGA
Molecule: messenger RNA, 1266 nt
Organism: Drechmeria coniospora
Lineage: Eukaryota; Fungi; Ascomycota; Sordariomycetes; Hypocreales; Ophiocordycipitaceae
Exons: 2
Coding region: 1-1266 (421 amino acids)
Source: RefSeq, a predicted model, not a curated record